Messenger RNA from Sorghum bicolor (sorghum), 2592 nucleotides. RefSeq names its product cysteine-rich receptor-like protein kinase 2. The record is from RefSeq and is a predicted model, not a curated record. Lineage: Eukaryota; Viridiplantae; Streptophyta; Magnoliopsida; Poales; Poaceae. Gene Ontology annotation, biological process: protein phosphorylation. Gene Ontology annotation, molecular function: protein kinase activity; ATP binding. Bases 290 to 2320 code for a protein of 676 amino acids. The transcript has 8 exons.
CCGUCCCGGCAUCACGCUGGUGGCCUCCGCUGUUGCCUUCGUGGCACAUCACAUUAAUUGGCACGGCGCGCUCGCGCUGGUCGGCAACGGCACGCCGCCGCCCGGAGACUUCCGUCCGCUCCGAUCCUCCCCACGCCCGCGAGCGCGAGGACAAUCACCUCGACCGCGCUCUUCAGCCAAAUAAUAAAACCCUCCCCUCCCGACCGGAACGCCGCGUCCGGCACCACCGCACCCCGCACGCGCCCGCCACGGCGCAACCCCCGUUCCCGUUUCGCGCCACACCAACACCAUGGCGCCGCCACAACCCCGCCUCGGCCUCCUCGCGCUCGCCAUCCUCCUCGCGCUCUGCCCCGCGGCGUCCGCGGACCCGCGCACGUCCGUGGCGGGGCAGACGUGCGCGCCGGGCACGGCCGUGUCGGGCUCCACGCUGGCCGACAACUUCGUGCCGGCCAUGGACGAGCUCAACACCAACGUCAGCGCGCACGGCUUCGGCACCUCCGCCGUCGGCUCGGGCCCCAACACGGUGUUCGGCCUCGGCCAGUGCCUCCGCGACCUCUCCUCCGUCGACUGCAAGCUCUGCUUCGCCGAGGUCCGGUCGCUGCUGCCCAAGUGCUACCCGCGCGUCGGGGGCCGACUCUACCUCGACGGCUGCUUCGGACGCUACGGCAACUACUCCUUCUUCGGGGAGGCCCUCGACGCCGCCACCGACGCACGCGUCUGCGGGACGGAGGGGAACUACACGGGCCCCGCCGACCCGCGGGCGUUCGAGGACGCCGUGCGCGCCGUGCUGGCCAACGUCACCGCCGCGGCGGCGGCGGAGGCUCCCGGGAGCCAGGGGUUCGGGGCGGGCUCUGCGGCCGUCGGGGCCGCCACGGCGUUCGCGAUCGCGCAGUGCUGGGAGUCCCUCAACGCCACCGCGUGCGCACAGUGCCUCCGCGCCGCGUCGGACGCAGUGGCGCCCUGCGCGCCGGCCACGGAGGCUCGCGCGCUUUUUGCAGGCUGUUACCUCCGUUACUCCACCAGGCAAUUCUGGAAUGUCAACGCCACGGCGGGAUCGGACUCGUCAGGACACAGUGGCAUUUUGUGGAUAUUGCUGGGUUCAUUUCUUGGUGCUUUUGCCAUUGUUCUCGUCAUUGCUUUUCUGGCAUGGAAGAAAAGAAUUCUCAGCAGGAGAAAAGGGUGCAACUCCUUCAUAGAUAUGUAUGGAGAUGGACUCUCCGUCAGAAUUGCACAGUCUAGUUUAAGUUUCAAAUAUGAAGAGUUAAGAAAAACAACAAAUUAUUUUGAUCCAUCAAACAAACUUGGUCAAGGAAGUUAUGGAGCUGUAUACAAGGCUGUUCUUCCGGAUGGAAAGGAAGUAGCUGUCAAGAGAUUAUUCCUAAAUACAAGGCAGUGGGCUGAUCAGUUUUUCAAUGAAGUCGACCUAAUAAGUCAAGUUCGUCAUAAGAAUCUAGUUAAGUUGCUUGGCUGCAGCAUGAAUGGUCCAGAGAGUUUGCUUGUUUAUGAAUACUACUUCAACAAGAGCCUUGAUCUCUUCUUGUUUGCCUAUGGAUGUCAGCCUGCUACUUGCCUCCUCUCGUAUCUGUGGGUUCGCAUGUUUAAAAAAAAUACAAGUCGUAGAAGAAAUUUAACCUGGGAUCUCAGGGUCGAUAUCAUUCAAGGCAUUGCUGAGGGGCUCUCUUAUCUCCACGGGGAGUCAGAAAUACGGAUUAUUCACCGAGAUAUCAAAGCUAGCAAUAUUCUCUUGGAUGAUAAAUUGAAACCUAAAAUAACUGAUUUUGGCCUUGCAAGAGCUUUCGGAGAAGAGGUUACUCAUCUUACCACUGGUGUUGCUGGAACAUUAGGCUACAUGGCUCCUGAAUACAUAGUGCAUGGGCAUUUGACAGAGAAAGCUGAUGUCUUCAGCUAUGGUGUUCUUGUUCUCGAGAUUGUAACAGGGAAAAGAUGUAGCAACUCAAAUGGUUCACACGGAGGACAGGUUUUGUUAACAAAGGUAUGGAAACACUACAAGGAUAACAGAGUGGAGAUGAUUGUUGAUCGAAGCAUCUAUGAAGACUCUAUCAGGGAUGAGGCCAUGCAUAUACUGCAGAUUGGACUGCUAUGUACACAAGCAAAUCCUGAUGACAGGCCUACAAUGGGGAAGGUGGUGGAGUUGCUGAGAAACCACAGGAAUGCUUUGGAGAUUGUCUUGAGUGACCCUCCAUUUCUGAAUGUUGAUGCUGUUGAGGACAUCAAAGAAGGGGAGCAUUCACGAUUGCUGUCCUCAAAUUCUGCUCCGUCACUGUCAGGCUCGUCCCGAUCUUACUUAAGUGGGAGAUAAUCUUGGUGAUUUGUUUCCUAGUUCUCAAGAGAAAUAUAUUUAAGAGUUUGUACAGUUAUGUGUGAUGUAAAUUGAUCGUGUUAGCAUAUAGAUCUUUUGAGAGGAAUCCAGCAGCCUAUAAUUCAUAAAGUGUGCUAGACUGGGGGGCACCACCACAAUUGUACAUAAAUAUUUUGUCCCACCAUAAUUAUACAUAAAUACAAGCGAGUUCAUGUGACUUUUGCGAUAUAAAUUUAUAUGAUACUCUUAAUGAAUGAAGCUAAUUACCCGUU